Malaya genurostris is the source of this 1218-nucleotide messenger RNA. RefSeq lists its product as uncharacterized. Bases 1 to 1218 code for a protein of 405 amino acids. The record is from RefSeq and is a predicted model, not a curated record. NCBI's taxonomy places the organism in Eukaryota, Metazoa, Arthropoda, Insecta, Diptera, Culicidae. The transcript is spliced from 4 exons.
AUGUACAGGGAUAAGGACGGGAGCCUCUUCACGGAUGGACGUGAGGUGAUUAAAAGGUGGAAGCAGCACUUCGAUGAGCACCUGAACAGUGCGGAGAACGUAGGCAUUGGGGUUCAAGAUGACGGGAGAAACGACUACGUCAGUGCUGCAGAAGACGGAAAUGAUCCAGCUCCCGCACUGAGGGAAGUUAAUGAUGCCAUGCACCAGCUCAAAAUCGACAAGCUACCGGAGGAGUGGAAGGAAGGGGUAAUUUGCCCCAUUCACAAGAAAGGCGACCAUUUGGAAUGCGAGGACUUCCGAGCGAUCACAGUUCUGAAUGCCGCCUACAAAGUGCUACCCCAGAUCAUCUUCCGUCGUCUAUCACCUAAAACGAAUGAGUUCGUGGGAAGUUAUCAAGCCGGCUUCGUCGAUGGCCGAUCGACAACGGACCAGAUCUUCACCGUGCGGAAAAUCCUCCAAAAAUGCCGUGAAUACCAGGUCCCAACGCAUCACCUGUUCAUCGACUUCAAGGCGGCAUACGAUAGUAUCGACCGCAUAGAGCUAUGGAAAAUUAUGGACAAGAACAGCUUUCCUGGAAAUUCAAUCGGAUCUCGCCGGGGACUGCGACACGGUGGCGGACUCUCAUGCCUACUAUUCAACAUCGCCUUGGAAGGAGUAAUGCGACGAGCCGGGCCUAACAGCCGGGGUACGAUUUUCACGAAAUCCAGUCAAUCUGUGUGCUUUGCGGAUGAUAUGGACAUUAUCGCGAGAAACUUUGGAACGGUGGCAGAGUUGUACACACGCCUGAAACGCGAAGCAGCAAAGGUUGGACUGGUGGUGAAUGCGUCGAAAACAAAGUACAUGCUAGUAGGCGGAACCGAGCACGACAGGAUUCGUCUAGGAAGUAGUGUCACGAUAGACGGGGAUACCUUCGAGGUAGUGGAAGAAUUUGUUUACCUCGGAUCCUUACUAACGGCUGACAACAAUAUUCACCUCCACACGAAAUGUACCAUGUACAAAACGCUUAUAAGACCGAUGAUCCUCUACGGACACGAAGCAUGGAUCAUGCUCGAGGAGGAGCUGCAAGCACUUGACGCUUUCGAGCGACGCGUGCUAAGGACGAUCUUCGGCGGUGUGCAGAAGAACGGCGUGUGGCGGCGAAAAAUGAACCACGAGCUCGCUGCACUCUACGGCGAACCCAGCAUCCAGAAGGUGGCCAAAGCCGGAAGAAUUAAGUAA